AUGACUUCUGAUUCUUCCAAUUUUUGGACAUUUAUUGCUCAUGCAUUUAAUUGGAUCGUAACUUUAAUUCUUCCACAAAAAAUUGAUGGAUCUUGUAAAAAUCAUUCAAUAAAUUUUAAUGACACGCCUUCAGCUGGAGAAUUUAUUUCAAAUUUGGAAGGUUUUCAAAUUGUUUUUCUUUCUGUUGGAAGUGGCUUAAUUUUAUUAAUUUUACUCUUGGCAAGUAUACAUUGGUGGUAUAUUUUCAAUUAUGUUUCGUCAGAACAAAGAAGAAAUAAACUUUAUCUGCUUAUUUCACUAUUUCCGGUUUGUUCCUGUUGUUGUAUGGUUGGGAUGUUUUGUCCCCGAACAGCUUUGCUAGUCUCAUCUUUUGGUCUUCUUUAUUUUCUUCUUUGCCUCUUUGUUUUGGUCUCCUUAAUGCGUCAUUUGGCUGGUGGAAGGGCUGCUUUAUCCAAUUCUUUGACUGAAAAAGGAAAAGUUAUUGACUUUAGAAGCCCUCCUUUUUGCUGUUUUUUGUGGUGUUUACCUAAAGCUAGACCUUCAAUUGUGAAUUUAACCAAACUCGAAUGGAUAGUUUUACAAGCACCUAUAGUUAGGGUUUUUAUUGUUUUUGGACAAGUUGUGGUUGUUGCUGAAGCUAGAGAGAAUGCUUACAAUUGGCUCCAAUUUUUUGAUCUCGCUACAUUUGCUUCUUUACUUCUUGCCAUUUUUGGAGUUCAUACAUUGGCACGACUUACUUCUGAAGAACUUUCUUGUUAUGGUUUUGGAGGUAUUUUCAGAGUUGUUGAUUUGGGACUUUUUCUUUUUACUGCUCAACAACCUUUUAUUUUUCAAAAUAUUUUACUUCGAUUUGGUGUUAUUCGUUGUGGUGUUGUUCUUUCUCCACAAGAAAAUGCUAGAUUUAUUUGUAAUUUUGCUAUAAUUUGUGAAUUAUUUUUACUUUCAUUAUUUUCAACAUUUUGGGUAUCUCCACACAGAAACAAUUUAUUUGAUCAAUAUAUUCGACGAAGAACUAAUUCAACAUCUCCACACAGAAGCAGAACUUCUUCACUUCGUUCAGUUAAAGAAAGUAGAAUUGACGAAGCAGAAACACCAACAACACCAACAAUUAAUAAUGGAAGAAGUUUAUCUAUAAAUGGAAAUACACAAAUAUCUGGUGCAGCUACUACAACAACACAAACAACUGUUUUAUUGGAUUUGGAUUGA
This is a messenger RNA of Meloidogyne enterolobii, 1206 nucleotides long. Lineage: Eukaryota; Metazoa; Nematoda; Chromadorea; Rhabditida; Meloidogynidae. The record is from the annotation of a GenBank genome assembly.